Molecule: messenger RNA, 1326 nt
Organism: Rotaria sp. Silwood2
Lineage: Eukaryota; Metazoa; Rotifera; Eurotatoria; Philodinida; Philodinidae
Source: the annotation of a GenBank genome assembly
AUGAUAAGUAAUAAUAUAUUCGAUGUAAUAAUUGUUGGCUGUGGUCCAUCUGGUAUUGGUGCUGGAAUUGAAUUUAAAAAAAUGAAAUCUAAUAUUAAUUAUCUUAUUUUGGAAGCACGAAAUAGAAUUGGUGGUCGAGCAUUUACUGAUAUAACAACAUUCGGUGAAAACAUUCCAAUUGAUAUUGGUGCUCAUUAUAUUUGUCAUCAUGACGCAGAAAAUUUUUUACAUAGUUAUUAUAUUCCAUCAAAUGAUGAUUUUAUUGAAUCUGAUUCUUAUAAUACAUCAAAUAUGAAAAUUUUUGAUGAAAAUGGAAAUAUUAUUUCUGAUAAUAUUAUUAAUAAAGCAAUGAAGAUUGUUGAAAAUUUAUUAUUAAUUGUUAAGGAAUAUCCAAACGAAAAAUCAGAUAUAUCAAUAUCAGACUUAAUUGAUGAUCAAUUAAAAAGAAUUUCCAAUGAACAAAUUCGACGUGUUGUUCAAAUGGGUCUUAGUCAUACAGAACGUCAUGAAGGUUCAGAUUUAAAUAAACUUUCAUGUAAAUAUUAUGGAAAAGGAGAAGGUGAUCAUCAAGAAUUUUAUUUAUCUAUUACUAAUGGUUUAGGUUCAUUAGUUAAAAAUAUUGCCUUAAAAUAUAAUCUUCCUAUUAAAUUAAAUUCCAUAGUAACUAAUAUUGAUAUUUUGAGUGAAUAUGAUGGAAUUGUUCGAGUUUCAACAAAAGAUAAUAAUACAUAUUUAUGUAAAUAUGUUAUUUUAACAAUUCCACUUGGUUGUUUAAAAUCAAAUUCAAUUAUAUUUACUCCAUUAUUACCUCAAUGGAAAGAAGAAGCUAUUCAGAGAAUGGGUUUUGGUUUACUUAAUAAAGUUUAUCUUCAAUUUUCUGAGAUAUUUUGGGAUGAAAAUUUACAAAGAAUUAACAUUGUUACCGAUCGAUUUAAAUUUUAUUAUUGUUUACCACAAUAUCGUAUGUUGGUAUUAUGUAUAUUUGGAUAUGUAGCGAGACAAUUAGAACAAAAAACAGAUGAACAAAUUGUAGAAGAAGUAUUUUAUUCUCUUCGUCAUAUUUAUCCUAAUAUAUCUUAUCCAAUAAAAUGGUUAAUAACACGAUGGGAAUCUGAUCCAUUUUCUAAAGGUUCAUAUUCAAGUUUUCAUCUUGGAUGUGAUUUAAAAACUUUAAAAGAAUUAUCCAUAGAGACACAUGCCGGUCGUGUACAUUGGGCUGGAGAACAUACGAAUUAUGAUGGGUCUAUUGGUUAUGUUGAUAGUGGAUUUGAAAGUGGAAUACGUGAAGCGAAGAAAAUUCUCAACAAACUUCAACUAUCUGCAUAA